AAGACAUGACAACAGUGCUCUUUAAGUUGAAAGCUGUAGUAGCUACGUUAUUCCCCGUUUAGAAAAUAUUUUCUCCGAAGACAGACGGCGUGAGAAUCACAUCAAAGCGAAGACUUGGUGACCCAAGAAUCAUCCCGCCGCAGCUGAAACUAAAGAGUAGACUCCAAGAUUACCAGAUUUUGACAGGGAACAAAAAAGGCUUUUGCUUCCUUGAAAUUUGGUAUUCCUCUCGUUCCUUGAUACGCAAAACUGGAAGCAAUAGCUGCAUCCUAAGAUUUGCCAAGCAAUUUAAAGCCAUAUGACUCAUUGCCACCUUUAUUAGCUUUAGCCACAUGAUAUCUGCUUGCUUGCUUUACCCUUCCUAAUAACCUCCCCAGAGAGACAAAGAACCUUCUUUCAUAAACCUAUGAUGAUGUCUUCCGCUAAUCAUUUGCCUCCAAACCGCAUCCACGAGUCAUGGAAGACUGGAACGCGCUUGCUGCGGAUUGCAUCGUCGUGUCGUGCUGUUGCCAAUGCCUGGUCCUCCAGAUUGCCGUCUUCAUCUUGUUAAAAAUUCCAUGCCGCCUAUUCCAGAAGACAAAGCAAUUCGCCAAGAAAAGGUUUCGGCGUUCCAGGAGAAAAAGGAAAAGCCUCGAAAGGACAAGGCAUUUACAUGAAGGUCGGCUCGUGGAAGGCCCAGGGUGUUCUAUAGGAGCUGGGGAAGAUGGGAUUUUCCUAGACGUGUCGGGGAGAGGCGGGCGGUGCAUGGAGGAGGUUGAGAAGGCAUUGGAAGAGAUGUCUCAGAAGGGUGUGUUUGGAUUUGGGAGCUUUUGGGGCAGGGAAAGUGGAGGGAGCUUCUCAGGAUGUGGACGUGAUCAUCAGGGAUUUGAUUCCAGUGUUGUUCAGUUUCAUCUAGUCGAAAUUGUUGGUUCUUCAGCUACAAAUAUCAGAGGGAGUAAAUCCAUUCUCUAUGCGUGAUUUCCCAAAGAGUCGCGAAUCAACAAAUUGUUUUCGACAUUUUCAACCUUCUUUCAAUCGAGAAGACAUCCAAAGCUUCUGAUGCCUUCUAUUGUGUCGGAGGGCCCAUACUACCUGCUUAACCCUUCGCUCCGAGGGACCGUAGAUCAGAAAGCACCUUCUAAACCCACUCCAUUCAUCCAAAAGAGAAGGGCAUUCACCUUCCUUCCAAGGUGGCACAAUGUGCUAGUCAAGAUGGUGUCUUCCUUUUGCCUUUAGAAUAGAUCAAAGAAAAGCAAAAGGCUAGGACAACCACUUCUAACAAAAAAGCGUUCCUAUCUUACUUUUCUUUGUUUCCUUUUCCGGUCACUUCGUUUUAUUUUUCAAAUUUUCUUCCUUAAGCGCGUCGAGCGAGCUCCAGGAGACUAGAGAAUUCGGUCACGGUUUUAGAUAAAUGAAACAUCGUGAGC
This is a messenger RNA of Syzygium oleosum, 1406 nucleotides long. RefSeq lists its product as uncharacterized. The transcript has a single exon. Bases 457 to 957 code for a protein of 166 amino acids. NCBI's taxonomy places the organism in Eukaryota, Viridiplantae, Streptophyta, Magnoliopsida, Myrtales, Myrtaceae. The record is from RefSeq and is a predicted model, not a curated record.